GGGGCAGGGGCGGAGCGAGGACUGCGCAGGGGAGGCGCGAGCCGGCCGCGGGACCCCAGGCCCGGAGCUGUGCGGUCCCCCCGAGUCUCCGCGUUUGGUCGUGCCGGGCCAGUGCAGACCCUCAGUGGUGGAAGUCCCGAAACUGACUGAUCUGGAGAGUGAGGAAGCACCAAGUCGAGAAAUUGGGAACUGGUUCUGGGGUUCGAAGCUUGAACGGGUUGACACCCCAGCCUGGGGCUCCUUGGUCCGCCUCACGCUGUGUGAAUGUCCUUGACACCAACUCGUGGGCAACGUCCACGUGCAGAUUCUGGUGGCCGUGUCAGUGCGUUCCCAUCCCAGCCAGACUGCACCCCGAGGUCAGUCGGAAGCCUACACUUAGUGGCGAGAGAGGUGUCCCGGCAUUGGGAGUCGCGGGGAGCUGGAGAUGUGCACCUAGAAAAGCGCAUCUGGGACAUGUCAGUUCUGGAACCCUUGGCACCUGGUUCUCCACUCACUUAUUGAGGUCCUCACCACAUCGACCCCACCCCUACUGCCUUGAGGUAGGGAAAAUGAGCCUGCUCAGCCGCAAUUUCUGACUUCACAGCUCUCUCUCAGGCCUCUAAAGACCCUAGUUACGCUCCUCUGGGAAUGGAUCCGUGGCUCCUGGAUCUUGAGGCUUGCUCACACCGAGGGUCUUCUUGCAGAGUCGCCCCAAAGUAGGGCCCCAGGGCUUGGAGAAGCAUGGGCACCAAGAAUGAAAGCCCAGAGCCAGACUACCAGAAACAGUUCCAGGCUGCGGUCAGCGUCAUUCAGAACCUUCCUAAGAAUGGUGAGGCUGCGGGGACCAGCGCUUUGGGGUUCAGGAUGCUGGGGUUCUUACCGCCCGUCCUACGAAGAGAUGCUGCGAUUCUAUAGCUACUACAAGCAAGCUACCAUGGGGCCCUGCCUGGUCCCAAGGCCUGGAUUCUGGGACCCCAUUGGACGAUAUAAGUGGGAUGCCUGGAACAGCCUGGGCAAGAUGAGCAGGGAGGAGGCCAUGUCCGCCUACAUCACUGAGAUGAAACUGGUGGCACAGAAGGUAAUCGACACCGUGCCACUGGGCGAGGUGGCAGAGGAUAUGUUUGGUUACUUCGAGCCCCUGUACCAGGUGAUCCCAGACAUGCCGAGGCCCCCAGAAAGCUUCCUGAGAAGGGUCACAGGCUGGAAAGUGCAGGUGCUGAAUGGUGAUGAUGGGGCUGUCCCAGGACCUCCCUGCCAUCCCAAGCAGCCAGCACCCCCAUACUCAGAGUCCCAGCCACCCAGAGACCUGGACUUGGAGGUUUUCUGUGAUUCCCUGGAGCAGCUAGAACCUGAGUUGCAGGUUUGGGCAGAACAGAGGGGAGCAGCUGGAGGAGAGCCUGACACCAGAAACAGUCUUGAGCCCCCUGGAGAGGAAGAAGGGUUGGGGGUCACCCUGCUGGGGCCCCAGGAGUUGGAUACAUGGCUGGUGGGGACAGUUCGGGCACUGCAGGAGAACAUGCUGGAUGUCCAGGGGAGGCUGCAGAGCCUGGAAAGCAAGCCCCAGCCCCCUGAGCAGGCAGGGAGGUCAGGGGGUCUAAAGUACUUCUAUCCUGGAGGGAGAGUGGGAAGAGGACCCUUCCCUGCUUAUCCACCUCUGCCUGAAAGAAACCCAGCAGAGGCCCAGGCCCAGGGCUCGGCCUUGGCCUCUCAGGCUCUCGGCUCCCACGCUGCUCUUCCUCCUCCUGUGGCCCUUCGUCGUCCAGUGGCUGUUCCGGCAGUUUCGGAUCCAGAAGAGGUGACUUCAGCAAGGGGCCUCUAGUCAACCCAGAGGGCUUUGAACUCCUGUCCUGCUGUGCCCUGAGUCUCCCACGUUUUAGGAGAAAAGCAUUAGCAAUCCCCUCCCAUCCGCGUUUGCCUUGGCACCCCCUUACCCAAUAGGGGCCCGAUAAGACCCCACCCUUCCCAGCAGGUCACACAGACUCUCCUUCCACCCACCUCACGCUGUCCUGGAAGGCUGCAGACUAGGUGCUCAUCCCCACAUUUUCGGGUGGCUGUGAGCAGAGCGGGGCUGCCAGGUCUCAGCCCCUCCGGCCCCACCCUCUGGGUCACUUGACUCCAGGCUUCUCCCAGAGGCGGCUCAGCUCUUGGGCAAGUUGGGACUUGGGCCAGGCCCUGGAAGACGGAUUGGCUGGGAGGUGGAGGAGUGCGCAGGCCCGGGGAGGGCGGGGAGCGCCGAUCUUGCUUGCUUCCCUGUACAGCCGCCCGACACACCGCUCAGGACGUCUUCACAGAAGAUUCUUUUACGAAUGAAUGUUUCACUAAAUAAAAUAAAACCUCAAUCUUCUGCA
Molecule: messenger RNA, 2327 nt
Organism: Ictidomys tridecemlineatus (thirteen-lined ground squirrel)
Lineage: Eukaryota; Metazoa; Chordata; Mammalia; Rodentia; Sciuridae
Source: RefSeq, a predicted model, not a curated record